AAAAGGAAAAAGUAAACAGGGCUUUUUAUUUACACUGGUGGAGUUAGUGAGAUCACAACGAUCAGAUUAUUUAAUACUUAAGUAACAAAUUAACAACAUAAAAUCAGUCUAAACCUGGAGUCACAUCACUUAUUAUAGAUACAUGUGUAUGUCUUUGCUUGUUUGACUUUUAGCUCAAGAUCAUUUGUCACAAUGACAGAACAAACUAAAUCUAUAAAUUAUAUUAAAAGCACACAUUUGGCAAAAUCCACCAAAGACAAACUGGAUAAAUUCAACAGAGCAAAAGGUGCUGGAGUGAAAUGUGGAGGGCUUUGGGACCUGGUGGUUAUCACAGCAGUGGAUGAAGAUCAGAGAUGUUGGUACGAGUUUCAGCUCCAGGAGAAGAUCAGCAGGAGCGAGCUCCCCCUCUGUGUGUAUCGCGUGUUUGCAGAUCCUCCAGGACACAAGAUCGGUAAUGGCGGCUCAACGCUACACGUCCUGCAACUCCUGAGUGAUGAGUAUGGAAAAGCAUUAUCCAGAUUCAGAGUCCUCCUCAUCCACGCCGGAGGGUGGAGUCAGCGUUUACCCCACACCAGCGCUCUGGGGAAGAUCUUCAUGGCUCUUCCACUGGGAGAUCGUGUGUAUCAGAUGUUGGAUCUGAAGCUGCUCAUGUAUGUGGACUUUCCUGCUCACAUGAAUCCUGGUGUGUUAGUCACAUGUGCUGAUGACAUCGAGCUUUACAGCGCCAUCCAGAAUGUGGAGUUUAACAAACCUGGCUUUACCGCCCUUGCCCACCCCUCACCCCUGAUCAUCGGCCAAUCGCACGGUGUGUUUGUUCUCGAACCCGCAGAAGAACUGCCUGUUCGAGACGUUGAAUAUAGAACCUGCCUCCAGUUCCUGCACAAGCCCAGUGAGGAGGUAAUGCGCAAAAGUGGCGCAGUCUUCAGGAGAGGUGAAGAUGAGAUGGUCUAUACAGACAGCACGUAUUACAUCAGUCACGGCACGGUGGAGACGCUGAUGGACCUGUUUCGAGAAAUCGGACCUCUGAAGUGUGAGAUCGACGCCUACGGUGAUUUUCUGCAGAGUUUAGGAACCAGAUCUACAGCCGAGUACACCGACAACGCUGAGAAUGACACGAAGAACGAGAAAGAUCUGAUGGAGGUCAGAAAGAAGAUCUUCCAUCACCUCAGAGGCAAACAGCUGAAUGUUAUAAUCCUAAACAAGUCAAAAUUCUACCACCUAGGUACCAUGGACGAGUACCUGUUUCAUCUUACGUUAGAUCAGCAUCUGCGAGAGGAACUUGGCCUCCAGACCAUCACCUUUAGCUCCUGUCCUCUGCAAGCGUGUGAAAAUAAAGAUGUGUGUGUGAUACAGAGCAUCGUCCAACCCAGUGCACGAGUGUGUGAGGGCAGCAUGGUAGAGUUCUCUAGGCUGGAGGAGGACGUCAAACUGGGCCGGAGCUCCAUCAUAAGUAGCUGCUGGGUGGACAGGGGACUCUCCAUCCCCUCCAACACCUUUAUGCACUCGUUUGCUGUGUGUUUGGACGGCAGGACAAAAUUCGUUACCGUGUCAUUUGGAGCUCUGGAUGACCUGAAGAAGACGGUGCCCAGUGCCGCGGACUUGCACAGGCUGGAGGUGUUUGGUGUUUCUGUGGGAGAGUGUGUGCGCCGCUGGGGCCUGGUUGAGGCAGAAGUCCAACUCUCGGGAGACGCAGGUGUGUGUAGCCUUUGGACCUGCCGCAUGUUUCCACUGUGUGAGGACAUGAAGAGCUCGUUCUCCACCACGCUGGCGAUGGUCCAAGCAGCUCGUGGAGACGGAGUUGUGAGUUUACACACACACACACUGCUGUCUUUGCAGGACAUCCUCUGCCUCAAAGACCUGAGGACCAUGUUGAGGUUCAGAAAUGAUCUGCAUGAAGAAAUUCUGCAGGAAAAACGAGGUGUGUCUCAUCAGGAGUUUUAAAGAAUAUCCACAUCCAGCUACAGGGAACAAUCUGGAUUCUUCUAAAAUUUAGGAUGUAAUCUGUGUGUGUGUUUCAUAUUUUACUGUUCCAGCAUCAGGCGCUUACUCAUUGACAGGAUUUACUCAGAAGACAGUGUUAGAUAAUCUACUUCUACUGAAAAUCAUUUAUGAGUGAGCGCAGGUGAUGGAAGGUAGACGGAGUGCUGGUGACUUCUGGUUGUCAGAGAGUGCUGGAGGAAGUGGCUAUGGUAUGCAAGUGGACGAGAGAAUAGAGACCUGUGGGCGUCCCAUGAUCUUUUCACGUCCGGCAUGUGUCCUUUUAGGAUCCUGGUUCCCCUCGCUCUGACUCUCAGCUUGUCCAUUCUCCAAGUUUUAAUUCUCUGAUCAGGUCCAUAAACUUUCUGAUUUUUUCUGUAAUGUAAAAAAUAAUAAAUAAGGUCCUGUCCUGUUUUUUCUGUA
Molecule: messenger RNA, 2400 nt
Organism: Clarias gariepinus (North African catfish)
Lineage: Eukaryota; Metazoa; Chordata; Actinopteri; Siluriformes; Clariidae
Gene: fpgt
Product: fucose-1-phosphate guanylyltransferase
Exons: 4
Coding region: 193-1941 (582 amino acids)
Molecular function (GO): transferase activity, transferring phosphorus-containing groups
Source: RefSeq, a predicted model, not a curated record